Molecule: messenger RNA, 6604 nt
Organism: Pomacea canaliculata
Lineage: Eukaryota; Metazoa; Mollusca; Gastropoda; Architaenioglossa; Ampullariidae
Exons: 3
Coding region: 549-1973 (474 amino acids)
Source: RefSeq, a predicted model, not a curated record
GCAAGCCAUGCUAACCUGACUUAUGCGUAUUUGGGUCACCUCAUUGUGGAUAUUGAAGGGGUAAGGGUCGAUGUCACAGGUGCUUGCGAUCACGAGUUGACUGUCGAUCUAGGCACGGAGUUUUAUAGAAUGUAUAACCACGAACUUGUCUCACCCCGUGAUCUAGGGGACUGAAAGGGUCCGAAGGUAGGCGAUCGCACAGCUGCAACUGAAGACUCUCCAGUUAAAUAAUCUUUAUGAGGCCGAAAAAAAUCAGUAUUUGGGUUACACACACUGAGCGACUGUGCUAUCUCGUCUGUGUAAAAACAUUAUCUACGACUGUGCACUGCCAGGAUACGAACUCUGCAGAUCGUGAUGCGGGAGUAGUCGGCCGUUGUUGUUCAUCGAUCAGCGGUAAGAGGGAAAAAACACAACAAUCAGUGUAAUCGGAUACGACAAUUACAACGACCAGCGCCCUUUUAAUAGAUGAAUUAUAUAGCCAAGGUCACGAGAUGUGAAAAAUAAAGGAGAAAGAAUCAAGUGAGUGAGUACAAGCACAACUGUCAAUAAUGUCUAGGGGUGCAGAAGAUAGUCUUCUGGCCCUUUUGGAGGCUAUGUUGACUCUUGCAGCACAGGACAUUGGCAUACGGCGACCUAAACCAGCAAUCAAACCAGGAGGCUAUCCAGAAGAAAUCUUUGUAGACCUCACAGAGGAAGAGAAGGACAAUAUAACAUGCAAUAUCUGUUACCAGAUUCUGAAAGAUGCCAUGCAGUGUGAGAAUGAACAUAAGUUCUGCCACUCUUGUCUUUUCAUUUGGUCGACGACUGGCCAGUAUGCAAAUCGUAUCCGCUGUCCAGUGUGCCGUGGGCCAGGUCAGUAUUAUCGCAACAAGGAGGUAGAUGACCAGGUGGCCCAAAAAAAGGUUCGCUGUCACUUAGAAUCAUGCAGAUGGGUUGGGCCUCUCCUCCACUUUGGUACACACAAGCAUACAACAUAUGAUGCUGGACUCUGGGCUCAGGAGCAGGAUGAUGAAGACGAGGUAGACUCCUCCAGUGUCCUUGAGCUGCCAUACCUUGGGAGGGCACCACCCCGCCUACCACAUCACAGUCAAUCUCGCUUCACAGGUACAGGGCUUACGGCCAGGUUGGUCCCUGCCAGAACCACCAUUCCUAUGGCCUCAGCUGCUGAUGAAGUAAACCAUAACACAGUACCACAUGUCACUGGUGCACUUCUGAGUGGCAGCAGCCCAAGGACAGGUGCGGGCAACAUACUUUUUAAAGACAGACGAACUGGUAACACUGUUUCAGUCCCAGGUUUAGGUAGCUCUAACCCUCCUCUGCGUUUGACAGUUCGCCAGCGUGUCCACCCAAUCAGACCGCACGGUCGUGUAGCUAUAUCCCACACAGAUGACAACAACAACCAGCAUGCCAUCCCAUCCAUCACAACCACAUUAGGAUCAAUUCAUCGUGAUGGAUCAGAUGAAAGAAGAACACCAGCUGGAGAUGUACCACACACUCCAAGACCUCCCUCAGGCCCUCGGCCAGCCAAUUCCACUCUGAGGCGCAACUUACCAGUCAUUUCAUCCCAGCGCUUACGCCUGACUAACAUGACCAGCAACAGAAGCAGUGACUGGCUCUCAUCAUCCUCAGAACGUGACAGUAGGGAGGGAGCAGGGGAUGGAGAGGUUGCAGCACCUGACUUCUUCAAUGCUGCUGCCGAGCAACGCUUUGGGCUUGGAGAAAACCUCACACAGAUCCGAGACAGGCUCCAGGAGAGCCGCCAAAGGCUGAACUUGCUCAUGAGCACUUUCAGUGGAGAGCUGGAGAGAUCACGACAAGAAAUGGCCGACUUCCAGAUUGAAAGGGAGCGACAGCGCAGAGAGCAGUUGUCAGAGGUCCGGGAGCUUGGGCGUCGCCUGGGGCAAGUUGCCAGUGAGCUGCGAAGGCUGCUUGAUCAACGUCAUUCAAACCAGCAUGACAGCUCUGAUGAGUGAAUCGCUGUGUAAUUGAGAUUACCCAGUUUAUCUUGUGGAACUUCUCUUUCUCAUCCUGCAUUUCCUUUUAAUUGUUUUUUUUCAUCCACUUUUCUUUCUUCUUCUCACACACCUAAGAGAGGUUCAGCAGUGGAAUGCUAUGAAAUGUGACCAUAUGGAAUUAUCUUAUGGAGUGACUUGACUGAAUCAUUAGGGUGUCUUUCAGUCUGACUAAAUCUGGCUAUAUACAUAUGAAAAUGAAGAGAUGUUUGUGUUUGCAUUUAAUAUCUAUCAGAAUCCUCUUUAUAAUAGAUUACAUGCAUGGUAAAGAAUUGUUUUCAAGAUGUAUCACUUUAACAAUGAUAAACUAAAAUUUUUGUUACAACACCAUUGUUCCUGCGUUUUUCUUAAUGUUUGCUCAUACCUUAGUUUUGUUCUCUGGCUGUUAGAGUUGUUAGGUUUAAUACUCCAGCCCCAACUUUCCCUAUAUUCUCUUCUGCUGUUAUUUUGAUUGGCAGGUUUCCAACAGCUGUAGUUUUUACCUACUAACCCUAACCACAUUUCUAACCCUUUGCUCCAAGCAGUAGAGUAAAGCUUAAUUGUGAAAGAGAAUUAUGGUAAAGAGUUAAACUUUCUUUCUGUUGUUUCUGCUGUUCUCUUUUAUGAGUAACUGAAGUGCCAUUUUAUUCCAAAGGAAUUUUGAGUGAAUGGUUCAGAUGACAUCUGUGUUGUACUCAACUGGACAGGAAGACAAAUCUUGCAAUGAGAACAAUACAAUUAACAUGUUAUAAAUUUCAAGGGUUUGAGAAAUUUGAAGAAGCAGUUUGGGCAUUAGGAAACAGACUUGAGAAACAUAUCAGCCUUUUUGGCUUACACCUGUGGCCAUUGUGUCCUAUUGAAAAUGCUUGCUUUUCCUGUUCUUCUGCAUAUCCUUCUUUCCCUCAUAUUCAUGUGCUUCUAACCAUUCUCUUUCAGUAGCUGAUGACAGAUGAAAUAUGGAAGGAAAUGUUUUGUAAAAUAUUUUUUGAAACUUGCUUCUACAUUUUCUUGUGGCUUGAUAAAAAUAUUACGUAAAUCAUUUUUUUAAUUAUAAGUAUCCGUCCAGGUAUUUCUAUUAAACUGUAAUGUCAUGAUAUUUAUCCAGUUUGUUGCCAUUCUUUAAAGUGUGACUUGUAUUUGAAGAAAUGCCUGUGAACACAUCUGCAUUGAUGGAGCAGUUCUUGUUUUGCACGUUUCAGUUAUGCAAUAGUGUUAAAAUAUGCAAUUAUAUUUAUCUAUAACAGAACUUUUAUUGAAUUCAUGCCUUUAGGUGUUUAUAAUUUUGUGGAUUAUGAGUUAUAAAAAACUGCAUAUAAGAAAUAGUAUGAUGGGACUAAGAAAUGUGAUACACAUGGUGGUAUGAUAAUAAGAUGGGACCAAGGAGGUUGGUACAUUUGUGAUGGUAUGACUGAUAAUAGCAAUUAUGAUGAAGAAGUGAAGGAGGAUUGUUAUGAAACUAUAUGCUUUUUUUUAUUUAUAUCUUGUUAUGGUGUGUUCUGAUUACACUCAAGUUUUUUGUAACAGCACAUUUGAAGAAAGAAAAUAGAAUGAGAUGACUCAUGCAACAUUUCAGGAUCCCAUCCAUAAACUGGAGGUCGUGCAGUGCAGGGUCCUGUAAUUGCAACCAUGCCACACCCUGGAUGUCUGCAGAUAAAAUUUAGGGCCUUUAAUUGCUUUGGUCCAUUGUUUCCAUUUCAGAGUGUUUUCUGCAGCUGUAGCUAUAGAUCUGGUAGAAGAACUAAUCCUUUAUACUCAAUGAAAAAAAAAAAGUGGCAGUCACUAUAACUUUCGGCAUUUAUCUACAUGCCUCCUUCAGCAAUUAAAAGUUAAGUAACUGAUGUGUUCAGUGAACACCACCCAGUAGCUAUCAAUCCUAGACAUAGCCGCAUGUGUCUUAUCUAUAACUAAGGCUCCAGAAAGUUCUAUGUUCUGUCAUGUCAGUAUUUAAUAUGACAUGAUGAAGUAUAUGCCUUGUAUAUGGAGGGUAUGUGUGUGUGUGUUUGUGCAAGAGUGUCCAGCCACAUGCAUAUAUGUACAAUGUAUCUUGCUUGUAAUUGCAUUUAAAAUCUGUCUUGAAUCCAUGUAUGGGUUAUUCUUGGUUACUGUGUUGCUAUGAAUUGGUCACCAACUUAGAGAAUGUUUUUAGGCCAUUGCUGCCAUGUUCACUCCUUUUAUUUACUCAGUAUGAUCAAACUGGCAGUGAGCUACUUAAACAUCAGUUUAGUGGUGUUAAGUACCAGAGUGUUAAGUAUUGGCAAGGUGUUACAUUCAUUCAGCUGCACGUGUUGUGUGAUCGGUUAUAAAUGUAAUUACUAAAAGUGUCCAGUUAUGAUUUUAUCUUAGUUAGGAGAGUUGUUCACAUAUCAGCAAUUGUCCAAUGGGAGGAAUUUUCAGGGGUUGUAGUUUUCCAUGAAAGAAAAUCAUCUUCGUACUUUGUGCAGUCAAUAUCAAUAACUCCACCAUACUAAAUACUAGUUGCAGUGGUGUGCUUAUUUCACCUAUAAAUGAUACUUCACUAAUAGCACAGAAUUUUACGUUUGCUUAACUACCUACAAUAAUAAUCCGUAUGUCAUUGAUCAUGUGAUUUAUUCUACCAGUGAUUUUCUUGUUAAUUAAUUAGUUAGUUUUCAGUUGACAAUCAGUAUUAGAUUGCAUAUCUUGUGCAGUUUUUGUUUCUAGUGUUUCCUUUGAUUUUUGUUUUGUUGACAUUAUUUUCAUCUAUAGAUUUUUCUCAACAAUUUUAUCUCAAAUCAGUAUUUAUUAGAUACAAUUAGUAGAGUUCAUUUUCCCACAUGUAGAAAGAGGCAAUGUUUGAAACUAGUGAAUUCUUCCCGUUAAGGUGAAUUGCAGGUGUGUCAAUUUUAUUAGUGUUAAGUGGUAGACUCUGGCUCAUGAUAUGAGAAGUUUGGAGGAAGUCAUAGUUUGCUUAUGGCCGCUAGUAUCGUGUGAAGAUCAUUUGCCAAAAAAUGAAGUUACUUCCCUUCCCCCACCCUACAAGUGCUAGUGAUGUGUGUGUGUGGUACAGUCAGUAUUCAACCCAGAAUGUGAACAGAUUAAAGGUAUAGUGAAGGCUGUGAUGGCAAUGAUAAGGCUAUGGCAUGCUGUGUGACGUCAGCAAGGGAGAGGAAGGGCCUUUGUUGGGAUUUGAACUCAAGUAAUCGGUGUUGUGUUGUUAGUUGGAUUAGUGAUACAGUGUACAUAUUACUGAUAACAAUCAAGAUGGCUAUGAGCAGUAUCCAACAUUAUUGCAUCAGUAGUAAUUUUGUGUAGUGCACUUUUGCAUAUGAAACACAAUACCAGUCUGUUAAAAUAUGAAAACUUUUAACAGGUGUGACACAAGUUUUAGGUUUGUGGCUGUGACAACCAGUCUAGAAAUAUUUCAGUUAAUAAAUGCUUUAAGUUUUUAUUUUAAUGAUGUGAAAGUGCGUGUACUGAUAUUGUGAUAAUUCAUACUAGUAUGUAUUUAAAUAACAAAAAACUAUGGGACACUUCAUUCUGUUCAGAUGUGGAAAGUAUUGAUUUACAGCAUAUGAACAAAUAUAUGUGACUCCCAUACAGAACAAAACACAGUUUUCUGCACAAGUAUUUGCAACAUAUUCAAUAAUUUUUACUGGAAAAAACCAUCAGACAGAAAGGUAUGAAAUCUUUUCAUUUAAUUAGGUAAAUCUUGGAGUUACAGCUGUUGAUAUAGGAGCCCAAAGACUAGUUUUAAUAUUUGAAUUUUUCCAGAUGUAAACAAAAAAUGAGGGCACAGGUCAAGCCAGCAAGUGACUUGCAUUUUAGAGCCUUUCAUGCACUAAAGUUGUUUUUCAUUAUCAUGAGUAAUGGUUAUUCAUUUUGUUUUCUUCAUAUGUGACCAUUAGAAUCCAGCUGCCUGCAGGACUAGACAGCACAGUGAUCAUAUUUUUGGCAUAACCCUGUGCCCAAAAAUAUUUUUUGAAAAUUCCAUUGUAUUAUGCUUAAUUUUCUUUGGAUUUUACAAGAAUGUGCUCUUUUAUGGAGGAUUGAGGAACAGUUUAUUUCUGUUUAAAGUUUGACUACAAUUUUGGUUUGUCUUCCCGUUGUGUUUAUUUUGUAUGUUGAAAAAGUUUGAAAUUUAUUUGUUAUCCGAGUAACAGUGUGAAUUGUGCAAGGUCAUGUAGUCAUCGAGUUACAUAAAACGAUGAAUGGCCUUACUUACCCCCACCCCCCACCACCCUGUUACUCUGUACUGGAAAUGAAAUGCAUGUCUCCGUGCAGCAUUUCUGUAGUGGUCACACAUUUUCUGUAGGUCGGGAGGAGUUGUUCAUAUUACUUUUCACCCCACCCUUGACUCACCAUUGAAAGAUGUUUUUGUCUGAUCUGUGUUGCUAGUCAUGCGAUUGCAUGUGAAUAUUAUGACGUUGCAGGACUUACCAACAUACUGAUAAGAGAUUUUGCUAUUUAGGCCAUAUUUAGCACUUUCCUAUGUGUGUUGCUAUGGAGAUAUCUUGAAUUUUUUUUGUGUGGGUGAGACUGCACUGAAGGUAGAUCCUUUGCAUCGAAAAGGUGCUCAGUGGCAUCAAGCAAACUCCAUAUGAGAGAACUGGUAAAUAAUUUUGCUGAAGAAUAAAUACCAGUGAUAGUAACAAGAA